Molecule: messenger RNA, 1373 nt
Organism: Ictidomys tridecemlineatus (thirteen-lined ground squirrel)
Lineage: Eukaryota; Metazoa; Chordata; Mammalia; Rodentia; Sciuridae
Product: olfactory receptor 7D4
Biological process (GO): G protein-coupled receptor signaling pathway
Cellular component (GO): membrane
Molecular function (GO): olfactory receptor activity; G protein-coupled receptor activity
Source: RefSeq, a predicted model, not a curated record
AUGGAAGUGGAGAACCACACAGUUCUAUCACAGUUCCUCCUCCUGGGACUGUCAGAGGAUCCAGACCUGCAGCCCAUCCUGUUUGGCCUCUUCCUGUGCAUGUACCUGGUCACGGUGCUUGGGAACCUGCUCAUCAUCCUGGCCAUCUUCUCUGACUCCCACCUCCACACCCCCAUGUACUUCUUCCUCUCCAACCUGUCCUUUGUGGACAUCUGUUUCACCUCCACCACGGUCCCCAAGAUGCUGGUGAACAUCCAGGCACAGAGGAAAGACAUCUCUUACACAGAGUGCCUCACUCAGGUGUAUUUUUUUAUGUUUUUUGCUGGAAUGGAUAAUUUCCUACUGACUGUGAUGGCCUAUGACCGCUUUGUGGCCAUCUGCCACCCCCUGAACUACACGGUCAUCAUGAACCCUCACUUCUGUGUCUUCCUGGUGCUGCUGUGUUGGCUCACCAUCUUCUGCAGUUCCCUGCUUCACAUUCUACUGAUGAAGAGGCUGAGCUUCUCUGUAGGCACUGAAAUCCCACAUUUCUUCUGUGAAUUGGCACAGGUUCUCAAGGUGGCCAGCUCUGACACCCUCAUCAAUAACAUCGUCUUGCUUGUAGCAACAGCACUCCUCUGCGUGGUUCCCGUCACUGGGAUCCUCUUCUCCUACUCUCAGAUCGUCUCCUCCUUACUGAAGAUGUCCUCCUCUGUGGGCAAGUCUAAGGCAUUCUCCACCUGUGGGUCCCACCUCUGUGUGGUCACCUUGUUCUAUGGAACGGCACUUGGGGUUUACCUCAGUUCUGCUGUGACCCAUUCUUCCAAGAGCACAGUCAUUUCAGUGAUGUACACUGUGGUCACCCCCAUGCUGAACCCCUUCAUCUACAGCCUGAGGAACAAGGAUGUGAAGGGGGCCCUGGGGAGACUCCUCAGCAGAGCAGCCUCUGGUCCUUGAGGGACAUUGAUCUCAGAACUAGGUGGAUGCUUGGGUCUCUGAGGCAAAGACUGUGAGUUUACAUAGCAUGACUCCUUUCUCCCCUGAAAAACACGCUUCUUCCUAUUUCCAUUCCAGAAACACCUUUGACUUUGCUUGUAUAAAAGUUUGAAUGGGUUUCUCCUCAACCACUUCAUCAGUGCAUCCUUUGUAAGUUUUCUCCCCCCAGAUGUCUUUAAUCUAUGGGGUCCUUAAUCUAAGGAUGCCUUCUACUUGGGUCAGUUUUUGUCCUGAGCAUUCUAAUCUGAUAUUUAAAGCCCUUAUCAUGGCACAUGCUGACACUCAUUGCCCCCACAUUUUCCUUUUGAAUGUGAAGCUUCUUCACCUUAAAGUGCUUAACCUCUUCUUCCUGAAGGAACUGGUAUGAAGUCAUACACGUCAAAGGAAAACGAUUAUCA